CCAACCCCGGCGAGACCCGAUUCCCCUGCAAAUUUUCUGUCAAUUUCCUCCGCAGAUCUGCCCGAGGUGGGAUUCCAACUCGGCAGCAAACUCACUUCUCGGAGCAACAGAGAGGGCGAGGACGUCUACCUCGAGUGCUCCGUCCGGGCCAAUCCCCCGUCCUUCUCCGUCUUUUUCACUCAUAAGGGGAACCGGAUCCGGCAGAACGCAUCGGCCGGAGUGAUCCUGACGAACCAGACGCUGGUGCUGCAGGACAUCCGUCGGUGGAUGUCAGGAGACUACAGAUGCCACGCGCAGAACUUGCGAGGGGAGGGAGUCAGCCUCCCCGUCACCCUGGAUGUCCGAUUUGCACCUCGGUGCUCGGAGGACCAGGAGUUCGUCUACGGCGUGUCCCUGGGAGAAGGCGCGACGGUGUCCUGCAAGGUGGACUCGAACCCCCCCGCCAACCGCUUCCGCUGGGCCUUCAACGCCUCCUCCGAGGUGCUGGACCUGGGCGAACGCGAUCCCUCGCACCUCCACGGUGCCUCCACCUCCGUGUUUCCCUACACUCCCAAGACGGAGUUUGACUUCGGCACCCUCCUCUGCUGGGCCGUCAACGACAUCGGGCAGCAGCGCUUCCCAUGCGUCUUCCAUCUCAUCCAAACCGGUCCGCCGGAGCCGCUGAUCAACUGCGUGCUCCAGAACCUGAGCAUGACCUCCCUCUCCGUGUCCUGCCAGGAGGGCUUCAACGGCGGCCUCCCCCAAUUCUUCGUGAUGGAGGUCUACGACCACGGGACCCGGGACGCCAUCCGGAACAUCACGAGCUUCACUCCGUCCUUCACCGCCCGGGAACUCCGGAACGGGGCCCAGCUGAGCAUCGUCAUCUACGCCGCGAACGGGAAGGGACGGAGCGUCAGCACAAUCUUGGAGGCACGCACCGCCGAGCCCGAGGAGGUCAAACAGGUCCUCGGCAUGCCUAAAGACGAGCAGCAGAGAUCGCCGGUCCAGGUCCUGAAGAGCCCGCUGCUCCUCUCCGUGCUCGGCUUCUUCGGCCUCGCCCUCCUCGUCUCCGUCGCCAUGGUCCUUUACUUCCAGUGCCUGAGAAAGGCCGCUCCCAGGGGACGCGGCAAGGACGGGCCCGGAAAGGACAACGAGGGCGGUCCCGACCUCCUCCACAUCUCGCCUUCUCAUCGUAUCGGGACGGACGGACGGCUGACGCCGAGCCACCGCGGCCACUCGCUGAUCGACCUCUCCUCCCUCCCCGUGUUCACCAUCCGCCCCGACGAGACCUUCACCACCACCCUGAGUUUCGGAGGGGAGGAGGGAGAGGAUGCGAGAAUGGGGAGUGUCCUCCUGGAUCCGUGGAGGCAGAUGCAGGCUCGGAACGCGGAAUACCGUUCCGUGUCGCCCCUGGCGACCCUCCCCCGACCUCGUCCGUCCGACUCGUCCAAACUCCGCAAGCACUUCGAGAGCACCGUGUGAAUCGAAGGAGAGGGGACCGUCACCAGCCCUCAAUAUGCGUUUUCGUCUCUUCCGUCCGCCGUGGAACGCGUGACGUCACAGAUCCACCGUUCUUUCAUGGGGUGCAGAAGCAAUCACCGGUAGCGAAGAUUCCUCGCCUCAUUCCGGGCGGAACAAGAUCGCAAGUCCAUAAAUGCGUGAUACGACUCAGAGUGCCUUCCGUUCCGAAUCCCUUCAUCCCAGUGCAAAUUCCGAAUAAAGCGAUUUUUUGUGCCG
Molecule: messenger RNA, 1716 nt
Organism: Darwinula stevensoni
Lineage: Eukaryota; Metazoa; Arthropoda; Ostracoda; Podocopida; Darwinulidae
Source: the annotation of a GenBank genome assembly